Durio zibethinus is the source of this 977-nucleotide messenger RNA. The record is from RefSeq and is a predicted model, not a curated record. Lineage: Eukaryota; Viridiplantae; Streptophyta; Magnoliopsida; Malvales; Malvaceae.
AUCAAUUUUUGAUUUUUUCGAUUUUUUUUUCCUUAGCCGUAGUAUGGGGUACAUCAAACUGUUUUUAGAUUGAUUCUUGCGUUUCCGCGUGAUGAGUUGGCCUUGAUUUGACGAUUCCUAGCCAAUCAAGCCAGGAUCCGUCACUUUCAACAUUCUCUUUCUCCCUCGGUAUAAUCCAAGUUGUUCCAAUUAAAAUUUAUUUAGACUUUUAUCAAGUUGACUUGAACGGAAAUUAUACUAUUAUUAUAUACAUACAAUAUUUUUCCUUUAUCCCUCCUUUACUCGUUUUCUUUGCGAAUAUGCAGAUCCUUCAAUUCCUGUCAUAUUUCCUUAUUGUUUCCCAGUUUUUCCAUUUCUCCCAUGCUGAUGUUGGCACUGCUGCCCAGUACAGCCCCCCAUAUUUACCGACGGCGUGCUAUGGUGAUGAUCAGAGCCAGUUUCCAUCAAGCAAUUUGUUCGCAGCAGCUGGAGAUGGGAUAUGGGACAAUGGAGCAUCAUGCGGAAGACAAUACCUGGUGAGGUGCAUCAGUGCUUCACAGCCUGGGACUUGUGCUCCUGACCAGACUAUCCAGGUCAAGAUUGUUGAUUAUGCUCCUACUGCACUGUCUUCAUCUUCAGCUCAAUCCGCCACCAUUGUCCUAUCCGAGACUGCGUUUGGUGCAGUUGCCAAUAUAGCUGUUGACUCCAUCAACAUAGAAUUCCAACAGUAAGUAAUUUCAUCUUCUUAAUAUCAUGCAUUUACUCUCAUUAAUUGUUAAUUUCCUUUCCUUUUUCCACAUAUUCAAAGUACGAAGCUUUUUUGAUUCUUCAUGCAGGGUCUAAGUCUCUCAGAAAUUCGAUAUCCCGCCCUGCACUCAAGGAAGAGGAAAGAAGAAACAUGAUCUCUAAAUCUUUAUGGAUACUAUUUUCUGCCUAUCAUGUUUAAACGGAACACUAUAUGAUUGGUUGUUUGAGAAUGAGAUUCUUUUCUUUUGUCA